AUGUGGACCUUGCACCCGGAUUUCCUUGAUUUAGUUAAAGAUUCUUGGUCUAAGACGGUAAAUAAUUCUUGCCCGAUCUAUACCAUUAUGAUCAAGCUGAAGAGACUGAGAAUGGAGAUUCGCAGCUGGAAUAAAAGCACUUUUGGUAACGUGGAUCGGCUGCUCAUGGAAAAACAGCAGGAGUUGACGGAGAUUCAAGAGAAUAUUGCUGUUGAAGGCUACACGGAAGAGCUUUUUGAUAAAGAGAUUGAGGCGCAGGCUAGCAUUAAUGCUACCCUUUCACGGAAGAACUCCCUGCUGCAGCAGAAAAGUCGAGCAGCUUGGCUGCAAGAUGGGGAUAGGAACACCAAUUUCUUCCACAGCAUGCUCAGAUACAAGAAAAAACCUCACUUUCUUUCGCACCUUACUAUUGAUGGGGUUACGUGUGUUGAUCAGAAUAGAAUUGGGAAUCACAUUGUGGAGUUUUUCUCUAAUAUUUUCACUGAGAAUUCUCAUUCGCAAGCGGAUAUUGUGGAGGUGGAGGCGAUUCUGGACCAGGUUGUUUCGGACCAGAAUAACUCGUUGUUAUCCGCCACUCCUAAUGAAGAAGAAAUCACUGCUGCUGUCUUUCAAAUGGACUCCAAUAGCUCGCCUGGACCGGAUGGUUUCUCGGGAAAGUUCUAUCAUCACUGUUGGGACAUCAUCAAGAAAGACAUUUGGCGCGCUGUCACUACUUUCUUUGACAAAUCUUAUCUGCCGCUUGGAUGUAAUGCUAAUACGUUGAUUUUGAUUCCAAAAAAGGAGAUUGUUGGCUCGGUUACUGACUUAAGGCCGAUUGUUCUGUCGAACUUCUUUUUUAAAAUUAUUUCGAAGGUUUUGGCGGUGAGAUUGAGUGUUGUUGCCGCUCAACACGUGUCAAGGAAUCAAUUUGGCUUCAUUAGCGGGCGAUCGAUUCACGACUGUAUCAUGCUGGGCUCGGAGGGCAUUAACUGCUUGAGACGUUCCAGUAAUGGUCAAAACAUGGCCUGUAAAGUUGAUAUCUCAAAGGCGUUUGACACUCUUAGGUGGGAUUUCCUUAUUAAUGUCCUCAAAGUUUGUGGCUACAAUCAUCGGUUUAUCAGGUGGAUUGAGGUGAUUCUCUCGUCGGCUCGUCUCUCGAUUCUGUAUAAUGGUGAGCUCCGAGGUUUCUUCGGCUGUUCGCGUGGUGUUAGACAAGGAGACCCUUUGUCUCCUAUUCUGUUUGGGAUCGCUGAGGAUGCUCUUAGCGGCCUUUUCCAGAAUUGUGUUCGCUCGGGACAUCUUGAGCCUAUGCAGUUUAGUAGAGGUGUGCCCUUCCCCACGCAUUUGCUCUACGCUGAUGAUAUUCUCAUUUUCUGUAAGGCCACUAAAGCAAAUGCUAGAACUCUGCUUAAAAUCCUGAACUUCUAUGGUGAGAUCUCUGGUCAGGUUUUCAGCCCUUCUAAAUCUCAGAUCAUUUUCUCUGAUCAUAUUGUUGCGAGAACUAAGAGACAGGUGACACGGAUUUUGGCUCUCUCCAUUGGUAAUUUGCCUUUCUCUUAUUUGGGUGUUCCGAUGUUCCGUGGAAAGCCGAAAGCUUCCCAUAUGCAGGUGAUUCAUGAUAGAAUUAUUAAUAAAUUUGCUCGCUGGAAAGGUCUUCAGCUUUCUAUGGCGGGCAGAUUGUGUUUAAUUAAUUCUGUUAUUAGUAGUUCGAUCACUCACUCGAUGAUGGUGUUUAGAUGGCCCAAAUCUCUUCUGAAAAGUUUAGAUGCCAAAUGCAGAAAUUUCCUUUGGAAUGGUGACAUUAGUAAACCACCUUCUUGCUCUGUUAGUUGGAAUAGAGUUUGUGCUAUCAAGGCGGAGGGAGGUCUUGGAAUACGGUCUUUCGUGAUUAUGAAUAAGAGCUUCCUGAUGAAAAUGGCCUGGAGAGUGAUUGAAGGGAAUAGCUUUGGCUAUGACAUCAUUAAACGAAGGUACCUCACUCCUUGCUGCAAAGUGAAAAACGUGGCGCCCUCUUCGGUGUGGAUUGGUUUGCGUGAGGAAAUCGGCGGUCUGGUUUGGGAUUCUUACAGCUACAUUGGUAAAGGUGAUUCUGUGCUUUUCUGGUUAGACGACUGGCUUGGGUAUCGACUGGCAGAUAAAUGUGGCAUUCCUUUCUUUUUGAGGAAUUCUAUUAAUCAAACUGUUGAGGAUUAUUUUUUCGAUGGCGUUUGGCAUUUCACACAAGAGUUUGUGAAUUCUUAUCCCAUGGUGGUCUGUGACAUUCUUUUGUUACCUAUUGGUGAUUCAGACGCGAGGUUUUGGAAACCUUCGUUGCAAGGCAAAGUUACGGCUGCCCUUGCUUUCUCGCACCAUAGUCACAAGUUUCCUAAAGUUUCUUGGGGGACUUGGAUUUGGGAGCCCUACAUUCCGACACAUCGUUCUUUGGUAUGCUGGCGUCUUCUUCAUGAUCGUAUGCCGACUUAUGAUAGGCUGAUUAGACAGGGCAUGAUUAUGCCGAAUCGGUGUCCUUUUUGUCACAGAGAUUCUGAGACGCCGGAGCAUAUUUUUUGGGAUUGUACUUUGGUGCGUCAUAGCUGGAUUAUUUUCUGCAAUUGGUUUUGUUUCCCGGAGGCUUUGCACUCGGCGGAUAUUCACAGCUUUCUGGUUCUUGCGUGGGGAAGAAAGUUGAGCUCACAAAUUGGUAAAUAUCGGAAGGCUGGGAUAAUCACGAUGAUUUGGGCUAUUUGGAAUCAACGGAACAAGUGUGUUUUUGAUAGCUUAAAGUUCUGUCAGAGGCGUCUGCUUCAUGUGGUGCGCGUGGCUUUCCAGGAGAUGCAGAUGAACUUUAAAAAACUUGGACAUAUGGAUAACAAUUGGGCAGACUAUAUUACUUUACGGAAUAUUGGUGUUCGCGGUCGUGCUGCGCCCCCGCCUACCUACAUUUCCGUCAAUUGGUGGCCUCCUCCGGCGCCUUGGAUGAAAGUUAAUACAGACGGUUCGGCACUUGGAGCACCGGGGAAUAUUAGCUAUGGAGGUGUCUUCAGGGAUCAUUGGGGAUGGGUCCGGGGUUGUUUCCACUACAAGUGUGGCAUGGGAUAUGCUUUUGAGGCGGAGUUAUUGGCGGUGAUUAUGGCCGUUCGCAUUGCUCGAACAAGGAACUGGACGAAUCUCUGGAUUGAGUCAGACUCCACUUAUGUUGUUAGUCUGCUUCGAGAUAAGGCGAAAAGCGUCCCUUGGAGGUUUAAAGCUUCUUGGGAUGACACUUUGAAUUCUUUAAACUUGUUUCAUUUGCACAUUACUCACAUUUAUCGGGAAGGAAAUCAGGUGGCGGACUUAAUGGCGAAUCCCGCACGUGAUUAG
Molecule: messenger RNA, 3318 nt
Organism: Salvia miltiorrhiza (redroot sage)
Lineage: Eukaryota; Viridiplantae; Streptophyta; Magnoliopsida; Lamiales; Lamiaceae
Exons: 1
Coding region: 1-3318 (1105 amino acids)
Molecular function (GO): RNA-DNA hybrid ribonuclease activity; nucleic acid binding
Source: RefSeq, a predicted model, not a curated record